Molecule: messenger RNA, 3900 nt
Organism: Drosophila hydei
Lineage: Eukaryota; Metazoa; Arthropoda; Insecta; Diptera; Drosophilidae
Gene: dlp
Product: glypican-6
Exons: 8
Coding region: 571-2934 (787 amino acids)
Biological process (GO): regulation of signal transduction; cell migration; regulation of protein localization to membrane
Cellular component (GO): synapse; cell surface; plasma membrane
Source: RefSeq, a predicted model, not a curated record
AUCCGCACGAACGUAUUUUGUUAGUGUUGCGUUUCGCAUCGGAUUCGUUGUGUGCGUGCUGUGCGUCUGCGAGUGAGAGUCUGACUGAGCGCGUGUUUUGUGCGUGUUAUAUUAAUUGUUGUUGAUACUUCAUACAUUUUGUUAACGAAACCAAAGAGCAUAUUACCGGCUGCACCUGCACAUCAUAAAAUGCACAGUAAGAAACAGCAGCAAAAGCAACAAAAACAACAGCAGGCAACUGCAAUGCCGGCAUAAACAACGUAAUGCAUUACGUUGUCCGUGUGCCGUUUGUCUUUGUAAAUUAGUGCGUGUGCCGCUCUCUCUCUCUCCCUCUUCCCUGUCCGUCUCUCACUCUCGCUCAAGUUGUGGCGAAAUUUAUUUACGGUACCGCGUAGAGUAAAGUGCAAUAAAAUCAACAACAACAACGACACCAACAACAGCCCCAAGAGCAAAAGCCGGCUUCGUCAUAAAAUUCAUGGAUUGUGCGUCGUGUGAUAAACGUGUGUGAUUGAUUGUGACAAAGCCUAGCAACACAAACAACAAAGCAACAGCAACACCAACAGCAACAAAAUGUUUGCGUCGAAAAGUUGUCAACGACAACAAAAAAAUCUGCAACAACAUCUGCACCGCAGUAGCAGAAGAACAACAAAUGCCGCCUACCUUGUGAUAUUCAAUAGUUUGCUCUUGUUGCUGCUAGCAACAGCCACACAGGGCCAGCUACAAGAGGCCAGUUCCGUAGGUGGCGCCCAAAUAGCCGCAUUGGCAGCGCCUGGACCAAUUGCUGGUCCGGGCAGCUCCUCCUCCGCCGGCGUGGCUGGCGGCUCCUCGAUAAUCGAUCAGUUCAGCCCCAACUGCAGCGCCGUUUCGCACAUCUUCCAGGCGCGAGGCAUCGAUGCCAAUGAAAUACCACAAAAGCCCAGCAAUGAACGUGUGCUACGCUACUGUGAAUCGCCCUCGGUGGGCACCUGCUGCACCUACUCCAUGGAGACGCGCAUGGCGGGACAGUCGCGCCAGCAGCUGGAGUGGCAUACCAAGGAGCAGAUAACUAAGAUGUCGGGCCUGCUGGGUGGCAAGGCUACCAAAUUUAAUGAUAUUUUUCGCAAAUUGCUGUUGGAAUCGAGGGAACAGUUCCACACGAUGUUCAUGCGAACAUAUGGAGUUAUCUAUCAGCAGCAUUCGUAUGUCUUUUCGGAUCUGUUUAACGAACUGGAAAACUACUAUGCGCGUGGACGGGUCGAUCUAUUGGAUGUGAUGGACAAGUUCUUCAGCACGCUCUACCAAAAGAUGUUCACUGUGCUGAAUGCGCAGUAUGACUUCAACGAAAAAUACAUGCAAUGCGUCAGCGAGCACAUGAAGGAACUGAAGCCGUUCGGCGAUGUGCCCGACAAGCUCUCGGUGCAAAUCAAACGCUCCUUUGUGGCCACACGCACCUACGGCCAGGCACUGAUCACCGCAGCCGAGGUCUCCAAAAAGAUAUUGGCAAUUCGACUCAAUCCGGACUGCACUGGCGCGCUGACCAAAAUGCAGCACUGCGGAGCCUGCAAAGGGUAUACGGAAAAGCCAUGCACCAACUACUGCGUAAAUGUGAUCAAGGGCUGUCUACACUAUCUGCACGAGUUCGAUGCCGAGUGGGAGAACUUUGCCCUGGCCAUGGACAAGGUGGCCGAACGCAUGCUCGGCUCGUUCAACAUUGUUAUGGUUGUGGAGCCCAUAAACAUCAAAAUAUCCGAGGCCAUCAUGAACUUCCAGGACUCUGGUCAGGACAUUACGCAUCGUGUGUUUCAGGGUUGCGGCAAGCCCACUUUGCGACAUGCCAAACGCUCCAUUAGUCCCAAAAUGCUACUGGCGCCAUCUGCCGCCGCGGUGCAGGAACUGCGUGCGCACAGCACUCCGGAGGCGGACACGUUAGACAUCGAUGCCACCUUGGAUGAGGCGAUUGUGCUGCGUGAACGGCGGGCUGCCGAGCCCGGCUCACAGGAUUCGUCGGCACAGCAGUCGCAGGAGCAGGGCUUGGUCAAUGGUAAUGGCAAUGGCAAUGGUGGCAACAACAAGCGUCAGCAGCAACGCCGCAGGCAGCAGCAGCAGCGCCGCAAGCAGCAGCAGAACAAUCGCAACGACAACGACGACGACGAUGGCGACAGCAAUGGCGGCGGCAGGGAGCCUAUUCUAGACAAGAUUGUGCGGGAUAUACGCCAGCGUGUAAAGGACUACAAAAAGUUCUGGUCAAACCUGCCGCACUCGAUAUGCAGCAAUGAGGACAUCGCCGCCUCAUCCGAUGUAGAUGGCAUGUGCUGGAAUGGGCACACCAUAGACAGAUAUAUGCACUCGGUGACCACAGAGCACGGCUCGAAUCCUGAGUUCAGCGGCAACCCAGCGAGCACUCGCCAAACGGCACAGAUGUCCACGCAGCUGUUCCAUCUGAAGAAUGCCAUUAGUCAUUUGCGAAAUGCCUACAAUGGUCAGGACGUGGACUGGAGCGAGCAAGAGGAACCAUAUAUGGGCAGCGGCGCUGGCUCCGGAUCGGGGUCCGAGGAUGAUGAAGACGAUGAUGAGGGCUCUGGCUUAGGUCCGUUCGAGCCCAGUCACAAGCCGGACGUGGAGCAUCCGUCGGUGCGUGUCGAUGCUGAAAAUGACGAUGAUGAGGAUACCAAUCCGUCCGUUACCACCCACACAUCGCGUCCCAAUGUGGACGACAAGAAUCCGCUGGUGCAUACCACGCAUUUGGACCACGACCAUAACGAUCUAGACGAGCCGCACAAUGGCGACAACGACAAUGAGGACGAGGAAGAUGACUCCGUCCACAAUUCGUCGACGGAUGGCGCCACACGCACUUCCAACGCUCCCGAGAAGAUGACGUUGCGUCGGGCUUUGGUCGUCUACUUGCUGCCCCUAUAUAUGGCGUGGUUCGGAGGCGUCUGCGCCGAUUUGCUGUGAUUAUACAAAACGCUGCCCCCAACGAAAGCGAAGCGAGCAAGCGAACAAGUGCAGCCGCUGUGGAAGCAUUUGCGCCCCACUGGCCGCUGCACGCCCACACCUCUCAGUCAUUCAUCCAUGAAACAAAAAUGUUAUUAGAACUUCUUUUAUACGAAAUGCAAGUCCAAAAUUUUAUAAAAACUUUUGUCAAAGCAAUGAAAAAGCAAUGAGAAAAACUACGAAAACCUCCCCAGUUAUGGUCAACGCUCUCGAAUCGAGCCAAUCGCAAAUGAAAUCAAUUUAUUGACAAUUGACGCCUUUUGAGACUGUUGCCCAUCGCUGUCGAAAAGCAAGGAGGACUUGACGAGUCCCCUUACCUUUCUCCCCAUUUAGAAGAGUUAAGUCCAUUAACCUAAGUCGUAAGCGCGAAAUUCUAAUCUGUAAGCGUGUGAAUGUCUGUCUGAGUAUGUCUGAAUGAGCUUUUGUGAGUGCCUGUGUGAGAGUGCCUGGUUAUUUGUGAUCGUUUAGCAAAAAUUAACUAUAAACAUUAUGUAACGUAUACUAAGCGAACUUAUAUUUGUAUUAUAUUUAUACAUAUUCUAUACACAUAUACAUACAACAAGCAUAUACGUAAAAGUUGCCAGCAAAUAUUUUAACCAUUUUGAAUUAACGCCCAGCAUAAGCAGCGAUAACUAAUUUCUAACUGUACUGAACUGUAAUUUAGUAACUUAGUUGACCUCUCCUCCCUCGUUUCAAAUAAGAUAAUCAAAUACAAUUGAUUAUAUAAUAUCAUAUUAUAUAAUAUAUAUUAAAUUGAAGAACGUCCUUAGACGCAUCUAUCAACAGAUCGGUUUUCAAGCAAGCGCAUUUGUAACCUUAGCAGAUAAAGCUUAAAUAUUUAUGUAUAUUUAUUUUUGAUUUUUUAUAAUUUUUAAUAAUUGUAUUAUUUUUAUGUAUGUAUGUAUUAAACGCAAAUACAACACUGAA